UUUCGCUCUUGACGCACUAUGGCAAAGUUAUCAGGAUAAAACACUACAGACAAAUUUACAAAAGUUUCUUGUUACUGAGGAAAUAGAGCAGCUGACAGGUGGUGAAGUGAGAUUGACUGUGGACAUCGACGAAGAUGAAUACAGAAAUGCCAGGUUGGAUUUGAUGUUAUCAGGAAUAGAAGGUAAUUUCACCUGAAAUAGUCCCGCCAUUGUGCAUGACUCCUUGUGCGAGAUGAAUUAGAAACGUCUCUUGUUGUAUCUCAUAACGGUACGAAUCAUGGCAUCUAGAAGAUGUGAUUUGGAAAUUAAAGUUGUUGCAUUACGAUCUAUCUAAUAUUUUUCCUCGUAUACGAUUUAUUGAAACGCGUCACGAGACUGUAAAUGAACCAGCUCAUACAUAACCAUCCAGUUCUAUACUCUAGCUGAUGUUUCUUGAUUUAAUCUUACCUUUCGUGAGAUAACAGUAAUAGAUUGAAAUUGCAUUCAAUUUUGGCGCGAAUGAAGAGGCAAAUUUGCGUGUUGACAAAGGACAAAUAUACGGUUACAUCUUUAGCCAAGUGGGGUUGGGGGAAGUUACCAGGUGAGCUUUAAGGAUAAUUGUGUUUUCAUUAAGUUUUUUUCCGCCCUUCUCCAAGACAUCAUGCACUACGCCUUAUCAUUAUUGUGUACGGGUUGAUUAUAUCUACAUGAGCUAGAAUUCCUCUGUUCUUUUGGAGGAGAAUCGAUUUUAAUACUUCUAAAUUAUUUGAUAAGCACUCUUUGUUCGCAAACGUACUUCCUUAUCGCUAACAUAAAUUGUUUUAAGUCCAGAUAUUUGGGUUUGCAAAAAGAUCCAUGGUGCAAUAAUUGAAAUUGUAGACUUGGUAUAUUUCAUCUUUUUCAGCCUGAUCUGUCGCGUGGGUUUAAAGAAUACCUGUGAAUCGCAACAUCACUUUUUGUGUUUCUUUGGUCGACCGAUAGAUUGAGCUGGGAAAGAGUGGUUGCUCAUAAUCGAUCAAAAUGUCCAACGGGUUGUUCUUUCUCUUCACGUAGCAACAGCCUCUCGAUUUAUUAUCCAAAUGACAACCGCAAUUCCUCCGCGAAAAGAGCACUGUGAUAUAAAAAUCAUUGACUUUAAACGAGUCGAUAUUUCUGUUUCUAAAACUCAUUCGAAAAGUAACUUUGAGUUGUGCUCAAAAAUGCAAUUUUCAGACAACUUAAGAGCAAAUGUGGCCAAAAUCGAACUUUUUCAAAAUAUAAAGGCAACAGCCAAAAAAUCAAUUCGGCUCAUAUGCUCAAGUUAGGUAGGCCUUAGAGAGAAACAAACUUCCUUUGGUUGAAUAUCUCUUUGUUUUCGGGAAAAUCGAUAAUAACUGAGUUCCGCAAAAAUCCCGCCUAUGAAGCUCAAAAUUUCAGGCGAAUCUCGGAGCGUCGCGGGAAGAAGAGGUAUAAAUAUAAAUCUGUGGGACGUCGGCUAGUUAAAAAAUUUCAGUGAAAAUUGUGGUUUGGACCUUUAUACAGCUUUUUUAUACACUUUGCUCUAAUGCACAUCUGCAGUAAUGGGCUAUGCCCUUUGCAGAUCUUUCGCUUUAUCCACCUUAAUCAAUAAUUAAAAAAAUACCAUGAUUCAUUUAAUCUUGAGACGUUUAAUUAUGAUCGGGGUUUAGAUGAUUGUUUGCUCCUGUUUCGCAUAUUUAAAACUUGACCUAAGUUCCAGAAGCCACAUGUUUUACACUCCAAUGUACUAUUUUUUGAAGAGUUAUCGAUUUCAGUAGACCUCAUUUUAUCCAACUUAAAAAUUUGAGUAAAUCGCGCUGAAUCAUUUCCCAAAAAAAUCCUUUUAAGGUCGAAAAGAACUACACUUUGCCUUCCAAAAGCCAGAUUUUCAGCUAAUUAUUUUGUGUGGCACAUAGGUACAUAACGGGUUACUUUUAACCUAUUUUUUAUGUAGUCAGAAGUUGGUUGGAAAAAUUCAAUUCCCUUGUGUAAAUAAAUCGUCAAGGAUUGUUCAAAUUGCCGACAAAAUAUAUUUUGAUGCUGUUUUUUAAGAUUUAGUACUUUUUCAUCAGUCCAGAUAGUUUUUCAAUUUGUGACGCAACGCUCCGAGAUUCGCCAGAAAUUUUGAGCUUCAAAAGCAGCAUUUUGGUGGAAUUCAGUUAUCAUCAAUUUUCUCGAAAAUAAACGAUAUUCAGCCAAAAGAAGUAUGCUGUGACUUAUUUCCCAUUGAGACUUAAUAAACUUUGAAAUAUGGGUGAAAUUAAUUUUUCUGCUGUUGCCACCAAAUGUUUGACCAUUAGUGACAUUCGUUCUAAAGUUUCACUUACGUUUUGGGUUAUUUGUCUCUCGGAUAUAUAUGAUUUAUUUCCGAGAGCUUGAUGAUCAUCCAAGUGAGGAAGGAUGCUCAAUGUCUCAAUUCUCUUUUGCAAAUAAUGUGGAGCCCACCGCUUCAUUCAACAUUAUAUUGCUUUUUUUGACUAUAAAUUUUAGAGAUGAAACUUGAAAAGGAAAGAGGAUUAAAACAACGGGCAAGUUCUGAUUCAGACCUUCUGAAAGAACGAAACAUGACCACAGCCAAUACAAGAGAUCCUUUUCCAGAGAGGGAGUUUUUACCAUUUGACAGAAAACUGCGUGUAGAAGAAUAUUUGGAAAAUCCUCAAGAGCCCUCCAGCGAAAUCACACUACCGAGUGAUAGCAGAGCUGGGACUUUGAGUAGUGCCACUUCUGAAUAUGGAUUUGACAAAGGUGAAAGUGAUUGUUAGUCUCCACUGAAUGAUAAUUCUUAAUAGAAUAGGUAUGAGUUGCCGAGAAAUAUAGCUUGAUUCUCGCUGAGUUCUUAUCAUUGAAUGUCUUUCCCUCUCGGCUACGCGAGUCAAUUGUAAUGUGACCAUAGAUGUUGAUGUCAGAAACCUUACUUUCGUGUUAAUAGACUUGUCGGUUACUUGAGAAAACGCCAGAAUCGUUACAGAACUGGCCUUUUUACUUUGAUGAUAGUUGGGUGUAAAGACUGUCUCGAGAAAAUGUAGCUCAGGUAUGAAAGUACAUCCUCCAACACUCACUCGAACACGAAGGACAAAAAGACGCAUGUGGCGCAUGAGGAAUCGAGUCUCAGAUAUUUGAAUUCCGGGGCUCAGAUCCACCACUGAGACUCUGCGUUGAGUUUGGCCAUGAAGUGGUUGGAAACUUAGAUUUCUUAUAUUUCUUUAUCGAUUUCUUUGCCGAGUUCAAAACUUAUCAUCUUCUUAAUCUGUUCAUAAAUCCUCAGGAGACAGACUUGAAAAGCUCGACCAGGUUGAAGGGUUAAUCAAAGAUGUCAUUGAGAAUUGGGACAGCAUUCAGGAAGCAUGCAGAGAUGCAUACCCGUUCGAAGGUUAUAUGAUCAAUUGAUUAUUUUCAACGAAUUAAUCAUACUUUUAAUUAGUUGAUAAGAUGAUUGACUUUUAAAGCUGUUACUAUCACGGACAAUACAAAUUUUCAUUUGAAAAAAAUACACACGAACAAAGGGCUAUCUAGAUGAGGGUUUAAUACUAGUUUAAUAUUCUUGUGCAAUGGAAAUUUAGCGCCUCUUCUUUCUGUUGGAUUUCGCCUGGUGGUCAUGCGUGGCUGUGGGUUAAAGUUAGUUCAUAAAAACUGCGAGGCUUGUACAGGUUCUAAUCGAUAAUGAUAGUGAGUUCCAAAAGACAGGAGCAGUAUGAGUGAGGCACGAUCCCCAAGCGUAAAGAAGUUGACUCUUGGAACGAACAAAAGACGAAUAGAAGAGCAUAAUUAGCAGCUGAUGACAAUAGUUCUUUAAUAUAGGGUGGACUACGACUGUUUCACGAAUUGGAGACCAUUCUGUUUGAUAUGAAUUUGAGACUCAGAAAUAUUACAUCCUCAAUUUUUUCCAGGACGUAAAUAUCGUAGCAUAGGGAAAGAAUUGGAAAAUAUCAGAAUGACUCUAGGAACCUGGAGAAAGAUGGAAAAAGAGUGGAUGAUUGCAGGUCAGUCUCAUAAAAAUCGAAUGGUUGACUCUAGAACCGUCACCAUUAGUUAAUUUAGGGAUGGUACUUUAUUAUGACAGAGUGGCUAUGGGUUAUACUAUGUACUCAUCGAUUCAUUGGGCGAAACUGACCGAGAGCCAAAUAUUUACCCUUUCAGCUUGAUCAAACUUAAACAGUAAGCAUUUUAUCAUAUGACCACCAAGUGUUGAAAAUUUCAAAACUUUCGUUUCAAUUUAAAAAGGACGUACUUGUGUACAAAAGAAGGGCGAACUGGACGACUGAUAUCAAGAUUUUACUGUAAAUACUUUUUACCGAUGAGUCAGAGCAAGAAAUUCAUAGUUCACUGAGAAGCGCAACUCAUUUCCUCAUUUGUUUUACUUCAAGUUGAAGUUCACAAUUUUAAACCGCGUUGUUGGAAAAUACAAAAUAGCCGUGUGAGUAGCGGGCCGGACGGUUUUUCCGGACCGGCUUUCAUUAUGGUUUUCUUUGGGAUUGCGUGCGUGAGGCCGUCAUGUGAUAAUUCUACGUGUUACGUAGCUGACAGCGCCCAUAGGCAAGACGAAGCGAUUCCUGGCUGGCCGAGUGGACAUAACAGGUCUAUUUUACCCGCUUGUGAUUUCUCACUUUAAUUCCGCCCCAGUAAAAAAAAUUGAGAGCUUGUGCAGCUUUCUAAUUAAUUUUAAUCAACGUUUUUGACGUUGACCCAUCAACAGUGUAAACCUAUUAAAUCCGCUGUUUUUUUCCAAUUUGUCAAGUAAUAUCCAGCACUCAAAAAAAACGAUUUAUUCUUGAUUCUCAUUGAAGUCGGCGAGAUCUUUUUGCUAUACAAUAAAUAAAUCCUUUAUUGCCCAACAGUCAAAGCGCCCUCAUUUGGAAUUUGUUUUUUAAUCAGUAUUGGCGUGACCCUUAGCAUGUUUGGAGCAACUUCAGAAUACCCUUCAACUCAUUUACAUGUCAUUGAAUAAGAAUAGCGUCUAUUGUGUUAUGCCUCGAUCUUCAAAGCCUCCCGACACAUGUAAGUGAGGCGGACCAAAGUUGCGGGGUAUUCUGAAGUUUAGCCGCAUGUUUAUUCUUACUCAGUGGCCUCCACAUUCCAUAUACGUUAUAUUGUUCAGCUGAAAGGUCAAGUUAAAGGUCAAGAUGAGUGGAUAUAAGUCUCGUUCAUUGGCUGCGGUCCAUAAAACGCACAAAAAAAAGAAAAAAAAAAGAAAGGAAAAUCUGCCAAUAUCCAGUCAUCUUGACCUUAAAGUGGUCAAUAACGCGUAUGGAAUAUGAAUGAGAAUGAGUUCGAAUAAACCUGUUAAAAAUCAUGGCAUUACUAAAGCUCUUGCAAAUUAGGACACUCUUUAUGAAUCAUAUUUUACAGUAGGUAUCGCUGUAUAUUUAUUUGCCUUUGGAUCUGAACAAACACAGGCAUGGCGCAGAAUGGCCGGACAUGUUUAAUAUUCAUACCUCAUUAGCAGUGCAUUAGCAUAACAGCAACGCGAUGGAGCGCAAAAUUUGAAAGCCGGUAAUCAACAUUUUAAAGGAAAUGGCGCCAGAAAAAAACGAACACCUAACUUUAAUUUUCAUUCUAAAUGGGUCUCAGUUGGAAAAGUCAACACUUGUAGGCUGCAAAAUCAAGAUGGAAGUACACUUAUUUAAUCGAGACGCUCACGAGAAGGACACGACUUCUAAAAACUAUUGAAAAUUUGUGUUAAAAUGUGAAUGAUUUUGUAACCAUUCUACCGUAGAUAACAAUUCAAAACUGUUUAAUUUCUAUUUUAAAUUUCUAGUUUCUGAUCCAACUUUUUAUGAACUUGUAACUUUCAAAAGUUUCUUUAUAAAGGAAAUACAGAUACUAAGCUUGAAUAUCAAGAAUAGCGGAAAAGGAUUUACUUGGAAUUUGCGCUCGCUGUAUUUCGUAUCACAUAAAGAGCAGAAAAUGAGCCAUUUUGCUCAUUAAUAUACAUGUAUUCAGCUUCUCUAAGUUCCUGAAUCUUGUUUUAGCGCCGCCUUCGCCGCUCCCUUGGGUGUUCACUAAUGGCUAAAAUGUACUUUUCAGUCUGCCGGAUUUCGUUGUGAUCUCUGACGAACAUUUACGAUUGCAGCCGACUGUCAGAGUUGUAAGCUAUCACCAGAGAGAGGAAAUAUGUUUGGGACUCGGAGUGGUGAUUCAAUGUGCAGAUAGAUAUUUGACGUUGUAACCAGCUUUGCCCAUGUUCUGAGUAAUCUUUCAAAUCCUGCACAGUGGAAAGAGAAAGAUGAGUGCUGGAGAAUUUCACUCGUGAGACAGCUGCCUAAUUGAUAUUUUUGUGGCUGUGUAAAAAGUCAAGCGCCGCUGCGAAAAUUUGAGGUGCGGCCAAAACUAUUUCAGCCACCAAAUUUGUCUAGCACAGGAUAAAAGGAAACAAUGAUAGAAUAAUAUUUAUAAAUGACAGUAUUUUUGUCAAAAAACGAAAAAACAAAACAACAACUACAAUAUUUACCAUUCAUCCCUCUUCUGGCAGUUGAUUCAUUUGAACUUGCAUGAGGCCUCUUAGAAUCAGUCGGCCUUUUAUUGGAAUAAGUCUACUGAUUAAAAACACCUAAAACAGCAAAACAGCAAACCCUGAGCAAUCAUCACAUUUUUGUCAGAUAGUUUGUUUUCAGUAUCGUGGUUAAUUAUUCUGUAUUCGUAAAUAUUGUUUUUCUUUUUUGUUACAUUGUAGAACCUAUUUUGACAUCGUCAAGCAGGGCUGAAGCUGUUAUACAACAAUUGAAAAACUCUCUACAGCUAGAUCAAGGCUUUUUCGAAAAUCCAACCAGAGAGGACAAAAGAGCUAUCCGUGUCUUGGCAAGAAAAGCCAAAAAUUUAAAGCGACUCGACGUGUUUAGAUACUUAAAAAUGAUCACACCACCAGGAACAACAGGUAUGUUGUGUAAUAUCAUUUCCUUCAAUCCUUCUCAAUAUUUAUCAAUUGAUUUUUGAGCAAUCAUAACCAUGAUGCCUUGUGAACAAAAUAGUCAGAAGGCCUUUAACUUCAAACUCUUUUUAAUCCGUGAAAUUUAAGUAGGAAACAAUUUGCAUAAAAAAGGAACAAUUGUAAGUUUGCAAGACAUCUUUGGAUAUUGCUUAUGUCAUGUUCAGUUGCAGAAUAAUUUCCUUGUUUCUAUUUUAAUCUAAAUUUGAAUAUAAGUUAUCGAGUUACAACGUUAUAUUACGCAAUAUAGAUUCGUAAACUACUUGAAUAAAAUACAAGGGAAGUACGGAAGGCAAACGUGGUAUUUUGAAGUAACCCAGGAUAAAUCAAAACAGAAAAUACUUUCCGUUAAACUAAUUCGCACUAACUUGCUUUUAAAAGUUUUGAAUUAAGAAUAGACUCGGCGGGGGAACCAUUUCUAGAGAGGAAAAUUCUUUUCCUGGUUUGGCCGAAACAGACAUCAUCUAUUCCUCUGUUCCCUUGAAAACAAGCAGCCUUCUGUUUCGAACCAGUUGUGGAGCAUGAAAGACAAUCGUAUUGUUUACAAAAAAAUGACUGCGGGAAAACUGGGCUACUGAUCUUCUCGCUAACUAGCUAAGAAAAAAGUAUCAGUUGGGUUAAUGAUAAAUGGUGUAAUUAUUCCGUUUCGCUCAACGAAAGCUGAAAAGAGAAAUUUAGUCGCGAAAAACAACGAAGUUCAAAGUUCUUAUCAACACAGCGAAAAAACGCGAGCGAGAGGCAAUACACGUGAUGAAAGAAUCAACAAUGAUAAUGAAGGAGGGGGGGGGUCCUCAUGAAUUCCAUAAAUCUUAGUUGCGAAUCAUUUGACUCGUGUGGUCGAAUCUUUAUUACGAUUCUAUGUUUGUGUUUAAAGCCAUUGAGUCAAAGUCAGUAUUUAUUUUUAAGGCGAUUCUUCUUUUCUUUCAGGUCCUCAGUUACCUGAGAAUAUGCUCAUCAAGGAGAUGCCAGAAAAAAACAAAUACUAUCUUUCAACAUUUCUUAAACGUAAGUAAUUUUUUUGUGAAGUAGUCGUGAAGCAAGAGCCACUACAAGGAAAUACAUUUAUUCAAUGGCCUGUGGCAUGUCCCAGGCUUUCGACGUUCACGGUGAUAACAACUUUUUUCGAAUCCAGCCUGGAUUAAGGUGACCCAGUUUAAGACGUGGGUGCUUCCAUCUGCGACCUAAUGGUAACCGGCCGAGAGACACAUUCCCUUUGUAGUCACUUUUAUUGAACCAGUAAACUUGUGGAGUCACCCCGUAUCAUGUAAUGGACCCCUUUGCACAUUUUUUCAGUCUCAUACUUUGUAUUGCUUCUUUGUCUCUGUUCAUCAGGAAAACAAUAGUCGCAAGGCGUUUUAACAACACAUAAAAAACUAUAUAUCACCAAAAAAAUUAUUAAAUUUGGUCUUCUCGUUUAAAUAAGAAAUAUUGAAACAGCAGAAAACCUUCUGUUAUCACUAAUGAGUCUGGAAUAGUGUCUCUACUUUUACAACUACUCUACCAAAGUAGGUUGAGUGCAUCACAUAGACCCAUACUAGAAAUAACACCAUACUGCAGAUAUGUUAUUCUUUUUCAUUACAAUGGUCCAUGAGGAUAAUCCUACUAGCAAUUCAUAAAGUAGGUCACUCAUAUAACUUGAUGGUCUAGUGGGCGUUAAAUUAUAAACAAGUCAUAUUCCACGACGCACAAUUAAGAUGAAUGUUUGUUUUCUCUAUUCCAAAGUUCAGGGUAUAGCGGAGGAACUGGAUUUGAGACUAGAAAUGAUGAGAAGCCGAGAGGGCGCUUUCGUAAUCGAUGCUCUCACCAACCGACACGACUUAAGAACAGUGGGUGAGCUGCAUGACUUUUUAUGUGAACGUGGGCUGUCUUACGAUGCCGAUCUUAUCUUCUUUAUAUAAAUCUUUAAAUAUCUCAACGCUAUCAGCCCACGUGGAUCUCUCGAUCUCAUGUUUUCUUACUCUAUCCUAUGAGAUGAUGAAUCAGCUCACCCUUACCACAGGGAACGGAUGAUUUGCUGCUAAAGUCAGUCAUACUAAUUUGACAUAAUUAACUAUUCCUAUAAUUCCUCCGACUGAGUCAGUUAGGUAGAGUUGGUUAUUAUAAAAAGUUAUGUUAGUAUCGGAAGGUAAUUUAAUAUUGCGCAUAAUUAAAGUUGGCAUUAAAUUUUCUCUACAUACAUAGAUACAUCAACUUUAUUUAUACACGACGAAUGAUAAAAGCUAAACGCUUAUGGGAUCAUUUGUUUAGUUAUCUAAUAAAAUUAAUAAGAAACUUAAUAAAUAGCUUAAGGCUCUUAACAAAUACUAAAAUCUCAAGUAAAUACAGUUGUAAUAUCUUAAAAUCCUAAAAAAUAUCUAAAAUCCUGAUUGCUAAAAUCAACUGUAGAAGCUGAUUCUACUUUAAAAGUGAACUCUGUGAAAUCUUUAAUUUUUCUUAAUCUAGAGCUGAUAGUUCUACGUGGCUCAGAAGUAAUAUCAGAGUUUUUCGAUGUGAUUGCAUUCCAGAGGAUUGCCCCCCCUGUAAUAGAUUGCUGUAAAUAACCAGAUGUAAAUCUAGGUACAACAAUACUAUCUGUUCCCCUAAAUGCAUAACACGACACCCUCUUGUUAAUGAUACUAAUACAUAACACUUAAAUAGAAAUUUUCCAGUACACUCUCGGGAAGAGAUCUUGAUUUUCUCAGCAAGUUAAGCUUGCUUGCGAAGCUCUUUUUCACUUCUGACAAGUAUGGUGGCCAUGUCAGUUUGUUGUCGACUGUCACUCCUAGUAAGCGCGAUUUUUCAACCCAUGUUAUCAAGGAGCCCGCCAUAGAAACAGGCGAAAUAGGUCCGAUAUAAUUAGUCAUGAGUAUAGCCUCGCAUUUUUUAGGGUGUGGUGUGAGCCUGUUUAUGAGACACUGACUGGGUCCCAGAUUCUACUCUCAUUAGUAACUUACGUUAGUUUUCUAGCCGACGCUGGAAAUCAUUACCUAUAAUUAUUAUUUUAAAUAGUGCUUGUCUUUGAAAUGGUAGUAGCAGUAAAAUCUCACGUUUACAUGGUGUUUCCAUCGGGUUAGAACUUACUUGAAGGAAUUAAUUAAACUAACUACGCUAGCUAGAAAAACCGAAAACAAAACUGUAGUCAAAGUCAAACCUGCUUUUCAAGAAUACCGUGUAUGUUAAUGUUGUACUAAAAAAGUAGACGAUCUCAGUUUCAAACAUCAGUUUUCUCAAUUUCAUUCCAAACUCACUUAAGGAGUUGGACUGUUUGAUUUAUUUAUUUCGGGAAGCUUUUCCAUAGCACAGUCCUGCUAAAGCUUAAACUUCGUUUACAACAAUUAAACGAGUUUUAUCUUUGACCCGUUCAUAUAUAAACGAGCUGUUGUAUUUUCAAACCAUAGAGGUGCGAGAGUUUGUUUUCCGACCAGCAAUUAUCAAGUGCGAGUUCAUGGACGUAUUUGACCAAAAGAGGGAAAGCCGAUAGGCUUUAUCAUUACACUAACAUUCCGGUGAAAGAUUAUUUGACGGGUCUGGUAGCUUCAAUUCUCGGCAAAAUGUUCAGGACAUCAACGACAAAACGGCUGAAAAAAAUAAAUCCAAACCGAAUUCAUUCAUUAAGGCUGCAGUUGGUUUCAAUAUUGCUUGAGCGGUUGAGGAAAAGCUAAGAGAGUCGUAAUUGGUAUAUACAUAUAUGUUAUUUGCCGGCUGGGAGGUCCGUAUGGUGAAAAACUGUGACCGAGGUCACAGUUUUUCACCAUACGAACCGACCCUUAGCCGGUAAAGAACAAAUUUAUUUUUUUUAAACUCGACGAAAUUCUUUCCGAAAGAACCCGAAUGAUUUAGGGCUGUAAAUACGGCACGAUCUUCCAUGAACUGAACAAUUUUUGAGCGAGUAAAUGGUGGUUAAAAUAGAGGUGAUGCAAAUUCAAGAGAGAUGCCUCAGCGAAACAUUUUUAUUUCCGUUACGAUAAAGGUGAUUUAAAAGGCUUCUAAACAAACUUUGAAACAUUAUUUUUACAACUAUAUGUCAUAAUCUGACACCUGUCAAUUAGAGAGCGCGUAACAAAAAAAUGCGUAAGAACAUUUGAAAAACAACGGAAAUAGUUUGGCGAGGACUGUCUCUGAUUCGCUCCUGUGAUUGAAGGGCUACUUUAUGUUGAAGAUUUCACCACUAACUGAUUUUUGCGUACAUGACCGUACAUGGAAUUUAUUUGCACUUGUAGUAGUAUAGUCAACUGAAAAAUUAAAUUAAUAUGACAAAGAAGGUUAUUACACAUGUCGAUUUCGGUUGAAGCGACGGGAAAAAUAUUAUACUUACAAUUUGUGUUCCAUAUGCGGCUAGUAAGCUUCGAAGUGCGAUCUGUGGUGACACUUUUGAAAUGUAAGUUGCGUAACGAACUACUAGGUUUUUAAAUAAUUAGUCACCUGAUCUAUUUUUGCCGCGUUGCGCUAAGAUAAUUAAAUAUUCACACAAAAAAUGACAAACGGCUUGAGAAAUGCAAAGCAGUCUCGACAAUGUUUUCUUCAAAAACAGUCAAUGAUCUAACGGAAAGUAUUAUUCAGUCUCAUCGACGAUUCAUUCGCGUACGAAGAUUUACCUCUGUUCAUUAAGUAAACGGCGAGGAAAGUAAUUGUGAGUAAAUUAAAAUUUUUUAUUUUGAAGUUGUGAGAGUUUGCUCGUUUGUUUGCUGCAAUGGCGUGUGUAAAUCUUGUCUUUCCUUCACAAAAACUAAAUUCGAAUGGAACACUCCAACAAGACACAAGGGGAUUUAAUGCGGCCUUUCCUCAAAAAGGUCCUUCAGUUUCUGUCGUGCAAUUUACGGUACAAAUGUCCAAAUUGAAUGGACCUGGAAAGACUCACCGAGAGUGUAUAUUUGUUGUAGAACUUCAAUUAAAACUUCGCUCGCUCUUUUCACUACGAACAAAUUGCUUGAGAAAAUUCAGGUAUUAAAUGAAUGAAAGUUCCAUUGUUUAACUGUAACGAAAUACCUCACGUUUUAACUUUCUAGGUACUUUUUGUGGACGAUUAAAAUAAACUGCAGACGGUUUUUAGGCCACUUGUCAACCAACGUAAUGACGCUACUGUUUGUAAAAAUUCAUUCUGAAACCAAUUUUUUUCUGUCAACCAAAGUGAUUUGAGAGAGAGAAAAGAGAGGAUUCAUAAGUAAUUUAUCGGCUUGAGGUAGUAACCGACUUGUUUGCUUAAAAAUACUGCCCAGCCGGAAAAACGAGAUAUAUUUAUGAAAAUGGCAACGAGAUUUGGAAUGUACUCGGCGAUUCACGAAAGCGUUACCGUGGCCCGUGGGCAGAGAUAAGAAAAUACUGACCGGGUAAAGAACCAAUCAGAUUGCAGGAUUCGUUACCGUGCCCUCUUUAAAAAAAUAAAUACAUAUAUGAAAUGUGUUUAAUCUAUUGUGAAAAAAAAAUACUUGUACAUAUUUUUUUCCACAAUAGAUUAAACAUAUUUCAUAAAGCCUUUUUCUCCAAACAAGUUCUGAUCAGAAUAGUAGAUGUUCGCAUGGCAGAUAAUACCUAAACUAUAUAUUUGCACUUUUUAUCAGUCGUCGAUGAAUAGUUUGUGAAGCUUUCGACGCGCAU
This is a messenger RNA of Pocillopora meandrina, 12472 nucleotides long. Lineage: Eukaryota; Metazoa; Cnidaria; Anthozoa; Scleractinia; Pocilloporidae. The record is from the annotation of a GenBank genome assembly.